GCUUUUUGCAUAAACACCCGGUCCUUAGAAAUAUCGGUAUUUCCGUGUCAAUAUAUAAACAGUUUUAAGGUUGGACGAAAAAGAACGAGACUUGGACGAGCACAGAAGAAGACUAGGAAAAUAAUCUUUAGAAAUUGGGGAAAGCAACAGCCUCUUCAGAACAUUCUAGAGAUGUCUCAUCACAAAUCUCGAAACAUUUUAUCAUCGGAACUUCUCUCAUCAACCUCUCGACACAAACGCUACAACCUACGACAUUCAUCUCGACCCAAAGCCACCUCGUACGACAAACCAAGAAACACGAGAUUCCUAGAAAAAGACUUUCGCACUAACGUACCCAAGCCUCGUUAUGCUUACGUCACUCUAGUCAUGUGCGGGGACGAGUAUAGCCAGGGGGCUUUGGCACUAGCCUGGUCGCUACGGCAACAGGACACCAAGCACGAGCUGGUGGUCAUGGCGACCCCUGACGUCAGCGUGCGGGCGCUAAGGCUCUUGAAGAAGUUGUACGAUCGUGUUCUUAGCAUCAGCUACAUCGAAACUAAAGUGAAUUGUAGACUUCGUGGGAAGAGAUACAGGGAGGAGAAUAAAUGGAUGAAUCAUAUAAUGACGAAAGCACGAAUGUUAAAAUUGACCGAGUAUAGCAAAAUUAUCUGGCUGGACGCGGAUAUGUUGGUUACAGAGAAUAUAGACUCGCUUUUUGAUGUCCCCGCCCCGGCUGGUAUAUGUUCCAGCAUCAGGAAUCAUGAUCACUGGCACAGCACCAAGCUACCAGAACUUGAAGUGGAAAACUCACUGAGAAAUAACUACGGGAUUUACGGAUGCAUACUGAUACUUGAGCCGAACCUCGACGAUUACUUACUCUCGAGUUCCCAGCCUAUUGUAGGGGACAAAGCAAGCUUUGUGGGACCGGAUGAUUACUUCUUCACUAAACUAUACCAGCGAAAGUGGUAUCACUUGCAUGUCAAGUACGGGUGCACGCGCUGGCAUGAAGAUAGACUUGGGAUAGAGCCCGCAGUCAUUCAUUUCGUUGGCGCCAAGCCAUGGGGAGAGAGAGACUGGGUUCUGUGUGGGGAGGGGAGCGGUGAGGAUGAGUGGGCGGGGCUGGUUCAGUGGCGGGAGGUCGUUCAGGAUAUGGUACGCGAGUGCCCGGUGAUGAAGAGUGCUUAUGCUGAGAAUAUCACAAGGAAAAUGCGCAGAUCAAAGAGUGCUAUGCCGCUACUGCGCAUGAUCACUGCGUGACCCAAUGGGAGGACAGGGAUUUCCCUUUGUUGGUUUACUGCGCAUGAUCGAUGCGUGACCAAUGGGAGAACAGGAGGGCCCCCCCUGGCAGGGAUUAUCCGGUUUUGUCAAAAGCAGAGGCAAAUGUUUCCACCCGGGAUCGAAUCGAGUACCCUGCGUGCGUGAGGUGCACGUGACAUCGUCUAGACAACGGAAACUCAGUAAAAAGCUGAGGGGACUCCGAGGCUUCAUUAAAACUUUUCAUAAUUUUUAUUAUUAGGGAACAUAAUAGAUUAUUGAAAAUCGCGAAAUUCGUGAGAAUAAAGUGUAAUAACACAGGGAA
This is a messenger RNA of Nematostella vectensis (starlet sea anemone), 1558 nucleotides long. Its product is annotated as UDP-glucuronate:xylan alpha-glucuronosyltransferase 2. Gene Ontology annotation, molecular function: glycosyltransferase activity. Bases 172 to 1236 code for a protein of 354 amino acids. NCBI's taxonomy places the organism in Eukaryota, Metazoa, Cnidaria, Anthozoa, Actiniaria, Edwardsiidae. The transcript is spliced from 3 exons. The record is from RefSeq and is a predicted model, not a curated record. Gene Ontology annotation, cellular component: cytoplasm.